Molecule: messenger RNA, 1944 nt
Organism: Lolium perenne
Lineage: Eukaryota; Viridiplantae; Streptophyta; Magnoliopsida; Poales; Poaceae
Product: alpha-L-fucosidase 1-like
Biological process (GO): fucose metabolic process; glycoside catabolic process
Cellular component (GO): lysosome
Molecular function (GO): alpha-L-fucosidase activity
Source: RefSeq, a predicted model, not a curated record
CUGAAACUGAAACUGAAUUCCGAGUCUCUUGUUCUAAAUCAAGAAAGGAUGCAGCAUACAGAUAAGUGCCUCACUGAAUCUCGUUUUAGACGCCUGAUCCUGCGCGCCAAGCCGCCCUGUAAAUCCAUUACGCAGACUCACUCACGUGCGUCCCUGCCAAGGCUUGGUCGUGUCCUCCCGUCACGUCUCUCCUCGCCGGGAUCCCAACCCAAGCCGUUGGCAUACAUGCAUGCCAGUGCCAGUAUAUAUCGGCAUCAGCAGCCAAGAGCGAGCAGAGGAGGCCGUUGCCCGCAGGGGAAGACACCAUGAGAGCCACGUCGCUGCUGCUGCUGGCUGCGGCCGCGGUGCUCGCCGCUGGCAUGGUCAUGGCGGUAGCGGAAGCGGCGGUGCCGCCGCCGCUGCCGGUGCUGCCGAUCCCAUCGGCGGCGCAGCUGGCGUGGCAGCGGCGGGAGGUUAUCAUGUUCUUCCACUUCGGGAUGAACACCUUCACCGACUCCGAGUGGGGCACGGGGGCCGAGCACCCGUCCCUGUUCGCCCCGUCCGCGCUCAACGCCACCCAGUGGAUGGACGCCGCGGAGGCCGCCGGUGCCUCGCUCGCCAUCCUCGUCGCCAAGCACCACGACGGGUUCUGCCUCUGGCCCUCCUCCUACACGGCCCACUCCGUGCGCGCCAGCCCCUGGCACGGCGGCGCCAGCGACCUCGUGCGCGAGUUCACCGACGCGGCGCGCGCUCGGGGGAUCGAUCCCGGGCUUUACCUCUCGCCGUGGGACCGCCACGACGAGCGGUACGGCCGCGAGGUCGAGUACAACGAGUACUACCUCGCCCAGCUCCACGAGCUCCUCACCGGGUACGGCAAGGUAUCGGAGAUCUGGUUCGACGGCGCCAAGGGCAAGAACGCGACCAACAUGACGUACCAUUUCCAGGAGUGGUUCCAGACGGUGAGGCAGCUGCAGAGCGCCAUCAACAUCUUCUCCGACGCCGGGCCCGACGUCCGGUGGGUCGGCGACGAGAAGGGCUUCGCCGGGACAACCUGCUGGUCCACCGUCAACCGCUCCUCCAUAACAAUCGGCGCCGAAGGCAUUGAGAAGUACAUCAACACCGGCGACCCGCGGGGCACCGACUGGGUGCCGCCGGAGUGCGACGUGUCGAUCCGGCCGGGCUGGUUCUGGCACCGGAACGAGACGGCCAAGCCGCUGAGCCAGCUGCUGAGGAUAUACUACAACUCGGUGGGCCGGAACUGCGUGCUGCUGCUCAACGCGCCGCCCAACACCACGGGCCUGGUGGAGGACGCCGACAUCGCCAGGCUCCGCGAGUUCCGCGCCGCCGUCACGCGCAUCUUCGGCACGGACCUCGCGAAAGGCAGCACCGCGAAGGCCAGCAGCGAGCGGGGCGCCGGCUUCGAAGCGCACAAGGUGCUCGACGGGUCCGACGACACCUACUGGGCGCCGACGGCGGAGGACGGGCGCAGGAACGGGUACUGGAUCGAGCUGCGGCGACCGGCGGCUCGGCCGUUCAACGUGGUGAGGAUCCAGGAGCACGUGGCGCUGGGGCAGCGCGUGGAGCGGCACCAGGUGUUCGUGGACGGCGUGGCCGUGGCGACCGGCACGACGGUGGGGCACAAGCGGCUGCACCGGCUGGCCCGCCCCGUCGCCGGCCGGACGGUGAAGGUGUGGCUGGCGGCGCGGGGUGGGGUGCCGCUGGUGUCGGCGGUGGGGCUCCACCUCGACCCAUACGCAACCGACGUGAUGUGACGACCGUCGGGUCGCAGGGCGCGAACUCAAUAAUUGUUGUUACAUCGUCGCAUCCAAGCUGUUGGGCGUGAUGGUGAUAGUGAUACUGAUACAUAGAUGCAUUUCUCCGCAUUUUUUCGGAUGGAUUCCGGUCAAAAUUCAAACUCAAAUCUUCCGCCUUAUUGAUUUUGAAGUGCCGAAAAUAAAACGCCUU